UACAAUCUUUAACAAGUAAGGCAAAAUUUACAUUAUACUUUACAAAAUUCCAAUCCAAUCAAAUUUCUUUAUAAACUCUUUGGUGAAAUAUAAUAUCCUUUUUUAUGUUACUUAGUGGUGUUGCCCCACUUUUUCAUCCAUAAAUACCCUUUUGGUAGAGUGUGUCUUCCACACUUUCUCCACAUACCCUUUUCUCAAAUUUCAUCAUAACAAUCAAAAAAUGGAAUCUUUGAACCAACAAGGCAAAUUUGUUGUUCCAAUGAUUCCAAAUGAACAAGACCUUGAGCAACAAGCAACAACAACAUUAGAAGUUGAAACAAAGGAUUUUGAUUACUCAAAAAGAUCACAAUGGUUAAGAGCAGCUGUUUUAGGAGCCAAUGAUGGUUUGGUUUCAACAGCUUCACUAAUGAUGGGAGUUGGAGCUGUUAAACAUGACAUCAAAGCUAUGAUCUUGACAGGUUUUGCUGGAUUGGUUGCAGGGGCUUGUAGUAUGGCAAUUGGUGAGUUUGUGUCUGUUUAUUCGCAAUUGGAUAUCGAAGUUGCUCAGAUGAAAAGGGAGAAGGAACGUUGCAGAGGAAUUAUUGAACAUGUUAUUGUUGACAAGAAUGAGAAUUUGCCUAAUCCAUUACAAGCUGCUGCAGCAUCAGCUUUAGCUUUUUCUGUUGGUGCAAUGGUGCCAUUACUUGCUGCAUUUUUUAUAAGUGAUUAUAAGGUUAGGAUUGGAGUUGUUGUUGUUGCUGUUAGUUUUGCUUUGCUUGUUUUUGGUUGGUUAGGUGCUGUUUUGGGUAAAGCUCCAAUUUUUAGGUCUUCUUUAAGGGUUUUGGUUGGUGGUUGGGUGGCUAUGUCCAUUACUUUUGGGUUAACUAAGUUGAUUGGUUCAAGUGGACUUUAGGUUUUUUUUGUGUGUAAAGUUUGUAUUGCAAGUAUAUGUAAUGUUGUUUAUGAUUUUCGACUAGAAUAGUUUGAAAAUUUAUUAAAUUUCGCUAAAUAAUGUCUAAUAGAAGCACAAGUUUACGGUCAUGUCAUUUGCAGGGAUUAGGUAGUGGUUUGAUUGAUGCACGUUUAAUUAAAUUAAGAGAAAAUGAUCUGAUUGACUGUAUGUCUGAUUAUAUUAAGAGAAAAUAAAUGUGUCUUUCAAAA
Messenger RNA from Cicer arietinum (chickpea), 1140 nucleotides. RefSeq names its product vacuolar iron transporter homolog 2-like. Gene Ontology annotation, biological process: intracellular manganese ion homeostasis. The record is from RefSeq and is a predicted model, not a curated record. Gene Ontology annotation, molecular function: manganese ion transmembrane transporter activity. NCBI's taxonomy places the organism in Eukaryota, Viridiplantae, Streptophyta, Magnoliopsida, Fabales, Fabaceae.